Molecule: messenger RNA, 645 nt
Organism: Talaromyces atroroseus
Lineage: Eukaryota; Fungi; Ascomycota; Eurotiomycetes; Eurotiales; Trichocomaceae
Exons: 3
Coding region: 1-645 (214 amino acids)
Source: RefSeq, a predicted model, not a curated record
AUGAAUCUGGACUCAGCAGCAGGAAUGCAGCGGCACGGGCAGCAAGACGACGACGAGAAGCAGUAUCGUUGCAGCCAAAGGACUUGGCUUAGGACUAGGGAUGCACGAUCAAUUGGACUAAUGCAAGCAACGCUCCCCACCACCCCGUAUCAUCCCGUAUCGCAUUAUGGGACGGUGGACCAGGCAGACGAUGUCAUUUUCUUCGUGUCGCGCGCGAGCUACUGCGGGCUAUCUUGCGCCGAGGCUGAGUCUCGGCCACGUUGUCCCAGCUUUGACAGCGUCUACGAUGUCCGAUGGCCAAUGUCCAAUGUCCUGCAAGCCAAACAGAAUAACAACGGAAAACGGAAAACGGGAUUUGCUUGGCCUGCUUGGCUGGCUACGCCCCUGCGCCAGGGCUCGUUUUUUCAGCUGGAUUGGCACGUUCAGUUUGAACUCCGCAGGGGCCUAUCCACAGUACCGGGUUCGAGCAACUAUACCAACAUGAGACUUGAGACUGAGACUAUGAGUAAUAGCCUAGGUCUUGUGACGCAGGCCACAUAUGGUCCGAUUUCCAUCUUUGCGACUAGAUUUUACAAAACGUUUCAAAACGGGCCAAAAACCCAGGAAAUUGACUCAGUCAAGAGAAGGAUCGCGGACAAGUCCUAA